CUUUUUUCAAUGCUUCAUGUUUGUGUUAUGGGUUUAUUUCUUCUCUUUUUAAUCUCUGAAAAUAGCUACCACAAGCUUGUUUUUUCUCUUUCAUGGAGGUUUUGUGUUUUGUGAUACUUCAAUCAUUUUAAACCCAGUAGUUUUCUCUGCUUCACCAUUCCAUUCUUUUGUACCAUUUAACUUUACUUUAUACAGGUAAAGUGUUUUCCUUUAUUUUCUCUCUUGCUCUCUCUCUCUCUCUCCCCUUUAGACUUUCGCUCACACUUUGAACGCAUAAUCACUUGGGCUACAGUUUCUUCUUUUGGUUACAGAAAAGCCUUAUCCUUUCUCUAUUAUAGUGUUUUGUGCUUUUUUGGGGACUGUGUUUCUUGACGGUUUGAGCUUUCAAAGAAGGAAACUUUUGGCUUUUUCUUUUGGGGGUCCUCUACUCUCUCAAGUGUUUGUAAAGUUCUUCAAUGGAUACUCUUGAGCGAGCUGAAACUUGUUUGAAGAUUUCAAAUUUGAUUAAGCUUGGUGUUUUGUAUACAAGUGUUAAUAGAAAGAGUUUAAUUUGAUUUGUAUGCAAUUUAAUGGAGUCUUGGAGCCAUGUUUCUGGGGUGAAAGGGUGUAUAGAAAAUGCAGCAAUUUCACUUUCUGAUUCUUCUGCAAGAAGUAAAAAUAUAUUGAUGGGUUGGGAAUUGAAAACUCCAAGUAGUUUUGGUAAUAACAUGUUUGUCUCAGGUCAACAACAACCUAUUGAGAACCAGGCUUUUGGUGAAUUUGGUAUUCAAGAAUUGGUAGGAAAAAGAGUACCUAGCAGUUCAAUUAGAGAUGUUUUGAGUAGCAAAGAAAGUAGCGGGAGAAUGAUGAGUCCAUUUAUGCCUACCUCAAGCUCAUUUCUUGUUGAAGAUGAGUCCACUUCAAAGCUUUCGAACUCUGUGGUCGACUCCAACAGCAGUAGGGACUCAUCACUUUUUGAUCUGAAGCUAGGCAGGCUCGUUGAUCAAAGAGAUGCUCAUAACGCUAAGAUUUCUAGAGGAGCCCCUUUCUUGUCUACUUCGGAGUCGUCUACGCCUCCAAAGAGAGUGAGAUUAGCCGGAAUUACUUCGCAUACUGUCUUUUGCCAAGUUUAUGGUUGUAAUAAGGAUCUCAGCUCCUCAAAGGACUACCACAAGAGGCAUAAAGUUUGUGAGGUUCACUCAAAGACAGCUAAAGUCAUUGUGAAUGGCCUUGAGCAGAGAUUUUGUCAACAAUGUAGCAGGUUUCAUUUGCUAGCAGAAUUUGAUGAUGGUAAGCGCAGCUGUCGUAAACGCCUUGCUGGCCACAAUGAGCGUCGAAGAAAGCCUCAAGUUGGUAUUAACUCUGGCCGAACUGGGAAGCUACUUCAGUCAUAUAACGCCCAUGCAGAUAGCAGAUUUCAGGGGACUGCACUAACAACAUCAUCCUUUAUUUGUCAAGAUAUACUUCCCAGUGGAAUCUGUCAGGAAAAAUAUGGAACAAAUGAUUGGUGCAAACGUAUAAAACUUGAAGAUGGGACUCAUUAUAAUCCUCUAUCAUCCAUUCCGAUUGCAAGUGCAAGUCUGCCGCCUAAAUCACUUUUCCCUCACAAUUUUGAAAAAGCAGUUCCCUUUUUUCAUGGCAAUGGAGCUAAUACAGUGACAGAAAGCAUUUUCAGUUUGAACGGCAGUCGAUAUCCACAUGAUCUGGGAGGGCCAAAUUCUGGGUCAAUUACUUUGUUCCAGGACACCUCAUUAGGUAGUGAAGAGUUCAAUGUUUAUGAUUCAGCAUCAACCAUACAAGGAUUAUCAGGAAUUUCCGAUUCUGGUUGCGCUCUCUCUCUUCUGUCAUCUAAACCGCAGCACUCUUCAAGCCAUUUGUCAGGAGUUCCAUUCACUUGUCCUCUAGUCAUGCCAGGCAGCAAUAACCAUUACAAUAUGACUCAAGUUUCUGAAAAGCUUACAGGGUUCACCUCGCAUGCAUCAACAAGUGGUGUGUCAAAUAAGUUCUCUUCAUCUGGAUUGAGCUCUGUUGAAGGAAGUAACUUGGGUCUCAUACUGAUCUCUGACAAUAGUGAUGCCAUCAACUUUGAUAUCAACCAUGGGAUCUACCAAGAGCCAGAUUGCAUGAAUGUGAAAGAUCGCCUUUCAUGUGAAGAGGGGACCACAAUUGACUUGCUUCAGUUGUCAUCACAACUUCAACGAGUAGAGCAUCAAAGGCAAUCCAUGCAAGUUAAGCCUGAGAAUGAUGCUUUCUGCUGCCCUUGAGUCACACUCAUAAGUUCUGCAAAUAAGGAGCCAGCCCCAAGUAUGUAGCAGUUGGGAUUUCAGAAGACAUCUAACACAUUUAAAGCAAGAUAAACAGAAACUUUGGAUUCUAAAUGUCUUCAUGCCUCGGUGAUAACUAACAACUUAAAUUCUAUCUGGUAAUGUUGAUGUAAUCAGGAGGUCAUUCCUUUACUUACGAAUGAAUAACUAUGGACACUGAAAGGUCACACUUUGUUUCUAAGUUUUCAUUGAAAGUUCAUGAAGAGAAUACUCAUCUUCACUUGUCAUUAGUCCCUAAUCUCCUCAGUUUUUUCCCUUAUCCGUAAUGUAAUCAAACAAAUUCAUCAAGAAUUUGAGUAUCAAAAAUCAUCUAAAACUUUGCUAUUGUUACA
This is a messenger RNA of Mangifera indica (mango), 2635 nucleotides long. RefSeq names its product squamosa promoter-binding-like protein 6. Gene Ontology annotation, cellular component: nucleus. Gene Ontology annotation, molecular function: DNA binding. Bases 570 to 2243 code for a protein of 557 amino acids. The record is from RefSeq and is a predicted model, not a curated record. NCBI's taxonomy places the organism in Eukaryota, Viridiplantae, Streptophyta, Magnoliopsida, Sapindales, Anacardiaceae. The transcript is spliced from 5 exons.